Molecule: messenger RNA, 979 nt
Organism: Monopterus albus (swamp eel)
Lineage: Eukaryota; Metazoa; Chordata; Actinopteri; Synbranchiformes; Synbranchidae
Product: regulator of G-protein signaling 1-like
Exons: 4
Coding region: 115-600 (161 amino acids)
Source: RefSeq, a predicted model, not a curated record
GGUAUGACACCUUUCCUGCCUGGUUAAAGACAAGCACAAGAGGGAGCGAUACUGUUUGCAGACACACUGGUGGACUAUUGUAACCCCUCCAAGGAGAGGAACAAGGAUGUUAAAAUGCCAAAACUUUUGUUUUCAAAGAUUCGGUUUUAUGAAAUUAGAGAUUUGAUGCAAAAUGUGACACGAGCCAGAAGUUGGCAGACUGACCACAAAAUCCACAUGACACUAAGAAAAUUGCUACAAGAUGAAAAAUAUUUAGCAGCCUUUCACAAUUUUCUUCAGUCUGAGUUCAGUGAAGAAAACAUUGAGUUCUGGCUUGCAUGUGAAGACUUUAGGUCGACCACCUCACCAGAUGAUCUUCCCUGGAAAGCAGAGGAGAUCUACCAUAAGUUCAUCCAGCCUGCAGCCUGCAGAGAGAUCAAUGUCGACCAACAUAUUAAAGAAAAGAUCAAGAAGUCCUUGGUGAAGCCGAGCCUCUGCUGCUUUGAUGAGGCCCAGAAACAUGUUUACCUGCUGAUGGAGAGAGACUCGUGGCCCAGAUUUCUGCACUCCGAUGCCUACCUGAGUCUAACGCACAAAUCCAGGACCCAGUGGUACAUUUAGCUGAGACAGAAUGCUGUUGUUCUCAUCAAAUCAUUGUGCCAACACUGCUUUUGUAAUCCUCACAUUUUGUCUUGCUAGUUGACUAAACUGAAAAGUUAUUUCACACUCUGUCAGAGGAUCAAAACUGUUUUCUUCCAAGAACAUCUCUAAAACCAAAAUGGAAAUAAUGUUUUCAACAAUGUGCAACCUUCUUUGUUUUUAAGAUGUUAUACUGAUGAAUUUAUUAGCCGUUUGCUAAUAAAGCAAACACCGUAAGAGGAAAGUGAAAGAGAAGGACGCUGUUGGUAUUGUGUUGUGUUGUGUUGAGUUUAGACUUGUUGGAAAUACAACAUGUGAACCUGAAAAUCAGUUAACAUACAGUGUAAAUUAUGAUAUAUGG